This is a messenger RNA of Salvia hispanica, 2657 nucleotides long. The record is from RefSeq and is a predicted model, not a curated record. Lineage: Eukaryota; Viridiplantae; Streptophyta; Magnoliopsida; Lamiales; Lamiaceae.
AUUCCCCUCCUCUCUCUUAAUUUUUUCGGAUCCCUUCAAUAUUAUUUUUCUCGAUUUUUCCAGCUCCAGAAAUGAAGCAGAGCGAAGAGGGGUGGCAAGAUUUCUUGUAAAACGAGCAAAAAAUUUGUUUUUUCUUUUUUUUGUGGAAUCCCGCAGUUGAUUCUUGACGGCUAAGAGAUCAAGAAUUAUGGGAUUUCCGGAAUUUGCUUUUGGACCUCAUCAAGAUCUAGUUUUUUGUGUAUAAUUUCUUCUACACUCUUCUUACAAAGGAGGGAUUGAUUGGCUCCGAGGGCUCCCAUCACAAUUAACUACCUUAAUUGAGCAACUCUAAGUGGCCUCAAAGUGCAACCUUUUAACUUUCGGUCGUUGUGGUUGCUUGAUGCAUUGGUGGUUGAUCAUUUUUCUCCAGAGCCCUAAUAUUUUUUCAUUUAUAUUACUGGAUGGACUUGACACCAUUAAGAUGUCUUAUUAACAGUAUUUCUCGAUUCAUUCAUCUGGUUACAUGCCGCGUAUCCAGUACGAUGCCAGCUGAGAAGGAUUAUCAGAAUUUGGUUUCUAUGUUGAAGCAUUUGAAACCGGUACUUGAUGAUGUUUCCGAUCACAAAGCACCAAUGGAUGAAGCAUUGUUUAAAGAAUCUGAAGAGUUGGAUAUAGCUGUGAAUGAGGCCAGAGAGUUCCUUGAGAAAUGGUCCCCAAGAACGAGCAAGUUACUGUGUGUACUGCAAAGUAAGCCAUUGCUCUUGAGCAUCCAGAUUGCCUCAGUCAAGUUAUCUUGCAUUCUUUGCAAAAUAUUUGAAUCAUUAUCAACUUCUUCGACCCUAGCACAUGUGCAGCUUUCUGUGCAAGAGUGUCAGAAUCUGAAACUAGGGAAACUAGCUGAAGAGAUCGAAGAGAUUCUGAAAAGCCAAAAAGACGGAAAAGUUCCUGGUGUUCAGCAGCUUAUAAACAUCAUUGAGACCUUCAACCUGACAUCUAGUGAUGAAAUUUUGAAUGAGUAUAUUGCACUUGAGAAGGAGAAACAAAAAGCAGAAGGCAGCGACAUAAAAGGGGAUUUAGAUCACAUUUCCAAUAUUGUUGAUCUUUUGUCUCACAUUCGUGAUUAUGUUGUUAAUCUCGAGAAAUUUAAAGCCAUAGGUGGCAUUCAGAUUCCUUCACAUUUCCUCUGCCCAUUGUCUUUGGAACUUAUGUUAGAUCCCGUUAUUGUUGCUUCGGGCCAAACUUAUGAGCGUGCUGCUAUUCAGAAAUGGUUGGAUAACAGACUUGGGAUAUGCCCCAAAACCGGUUACAAGCUCUCCCAUAAGAAUCUUAUCCCCAAUAACACCGUUAAAGCUCUCAUAACCAAUUGGUGCAAUGAAAACAAUCUAGAACUUGGUAGCAAGUGUGAAAAAUCUGAAAUAGAAAGAGUUCGUCCCCCUUCUGAGCAUGCUGGUCAUGAAGAUGAUAGCCAAUGUCCUCCGCAGAGUGGUAAUUCCGCAUCUGGAUCCUCGUUUGGACACAGUUUGGAGACUCAGAAUCGCGGUUCCAGAGGGGUGAACGAGAAACUCGAUGAGUCUUCUCCUGAGCAUUCAUAUGUACAUAGCCGGAGUGAGUCAGAGUCCAGUGCUGUGUCCAGCAUAGAUUCUGUUGCAACAGCAGAAACUGAAAAUGCAAGUAAAUCAAGUAAGCAGGAAAAUGCGAUUGAUAAGUUAGAUGAUACAAAGUCUGCUUGUUCCACUUCCCUUGUUAAAAAAGCUAGUGGGGCUUCUCAUUCUUCACAUGGAAGGCAGCACAGUGCCAAAACAAUGGGUGAAAUGGUUGUCAAUGGAAAACACACUCCAUCUAGAGCUGUGUCUCUUCAAUCUGACUCCGGGUAUGAUGUAUUGACUUCUACUUCCCAUGUGGAAAAACUCGUCAACAACCUGAAGAGUGUUUCAAAUGAACUACAAACUGGAGCCGCCAGAGAAUUACGGCUUCUUGUGAGGUCUAAUAUGGAAAACCGCAUCAUUAUUGGUGAAUGUGGGGCUAUUGCCCCGUUGAUUGGACUUUUACACUCAGAUGUCAAGGAAACACAGGAACACGCUGUCACUGCUCUUUUGAAUUUAUCUAUAAACGAAAACAUCAAGGCCAGGAUUGCGGAAGAAGGUGCUCUAGAACCACUAAUUCAUGUUCUUAAAACUGGAAAUGCAGGAGCCAAAGAGAAUGCUGCUGCUGCUCUUUUUAGUAUCUCACGUUUAGAUGAGUACAGGAUAAAGAUUGGUCGAUCUGGGGCAAUCAAACCCUUGGUUGAUCUUUUAAGAACAGGUACUAUCAGAGGAAAGAAAGACGCUGCAACCGCGUUAUUUAACCUAUCUAUCUUUCAUGAGAAUAAGGCUCGUAUAGUACAAGCUGGAGCAGUGAAGCCUUUGGUGACAUUGUUGGAUCCCGAAUCAGAGAUGAUUGAUAAAGCUGUGGCUCUUCUUUCAAAUUUGUCGACCAUUGCAGAGGGAUGCUCAGCAAUUGCUCGAGAAGAGGGCAUUCCAUUACUUGUUGAGAUAGUCGAUACAGGGUCACAAAGAGGAAAGGAAAAUGCAGCUUCAAUACUAUUGCAGCUGUGCAUCAACAGUCCUAAAUACUGUCGAAGUAUUUUGCAAGAAGGAGCUGUUCCACCUCUUGUGGCAUUAUCUCAGUCCGAGAUUUGA